Eruca vesicaria subsp. sativa (arugula) is the source of this 1067-nucleotide messenger RNA. Lineage: Eukaryota; Viridiplantae; Streptophyta; Magnoliopsida; Brassicales; Brassicaceae. The record is from the annotation of a GenBank genome assembly.
CUCAUCAUAACUCAUAUAUAACUCUCUCAGUCACUCUACAACUGAUUCACUGAAGAAGAUGGAGAGACAACAGAAUUAUCUACUCAGUUGGGCUCACCAAAACCAGUGUGGUAUAAAGACAAUAGAAGAGUUAAGACAUUCACUUCUCCGCACAAGAGUGGAGUUAGAGCAAACAAGAAGGGUUGCUCAAGAGGAACUCAAUACCAAAGAUGACCAAAUAAUGCAGCUCAAAAAUCUGCUCAACAAAACUAUCAAAGAGAAAGAUGAAGCACAAGAGAGAUACAAGAAGCUUCUUCUUGACCAUAACAUCAUCCCUCAACACCAAACUGUGGAUGAACAAGACCCAUACAUCAAUGGGUUUCCUUCAUCCGACGGUGAGGAAAGCAUUGUCUCAUCUUUCGAACAGCCGAUGCAAAUUGAGUUAGAUUUUCCGGAGAGGACAUUACCAGAGAAAGGGAAGCUUUUAAAUGCGGUAUUGAAGGCAGGGCCUCUGCUUCAGACUCUGCUUUUAGCUGGACAGCUUCCACAAUGGCGUUAUCCACCGCCACAGCUUGAUUCAUUCGAGAUUCCACCGGUUAUUAUUCCUGAAGCAACACCAUUGUCAGAAAAUAGCUGUGGGAGUAAUCUAAACCGGAAGAGGGUUCACUGCGAUGAUUCUAGUUCCAAAAGAGAGACCAAGUACCAAAGACUUGUGUUUCCUUGAUUGUUAAUGAACUCAUAUUCUCAUUCAAGCAUCAAGUAUGUUUAUAAAGAGUUCAUUUUUUCUUUAACUGCAAAAAAACCAAAGGAGCUUGAAUCCUUUUCUCUCAUGUGGAGAUUGUUAUAGUGGGUCCAUGGGCUGAUCCGGUCCGGUUUCUAACAGGCCGGCCGUGAGUUAUGUCAUUCAAUGGAAAAAACUAUUUUCUCUCAUGUAAGGUUGUUAUGGUGGGUCCAAGGGCUGAUAAGGACCACCUUUUGAUCAGGUUAAGAUCGUCCAUAGAUUCUUUGCCAGUUAACAGCGUUGAAAUUCUGACCAGCUAGCUACGCAAAAUUUUGGGUCCAGCUUUUAUGCUUUGAACCAAUGUUGA